CAAUUAUUUGACGCAAUGGCUCGUACCAAACAAACUGCCCGUAAAUCCACUGGAGGAAAGGCUCCCAGGAAACAGUUGGCUACCAAAGCCGCUCGUAAGAGUGCCCCAGCCACUGGAGGGGUCAAGAAGCCCCAUCGCUACAGGCCAGGAACUGUUGCUCUUCGUGAGAUUCGUCGUUACCAGAAGAGCACAGAACUUCUCAUCCGUAAACUGCCGUUCCAACGACUUGUUCGUGAGAUCGCCCAGGACUUCAAGACCGACUUGAGGUUCCAGAGUUCUGCUGUGAUGGCUCUUCAGGAAGCCAGCGAGGCUUACCUCGUUGGUCUCUUCGAGGACACCAAUCUCUGCGCCAUCCACGCCAAGAGAGUAACCAUCAUGCCCAAGGACAUCCAGCUGGCUCGUCGUAUUCGUGGAGAGAGAGCUUAAGUUUUUAAUAACUUGAGAACAAUAUAAUCGGCCCUUUUCAGG
Molecule: messenger RNA, 468 nt
Organism: Diachasma alloeum
Lineage: Eukaryota; Metazoa; Arthropoda; Insecta; Hymenoptera; Braconidae
Product: histone H3
Exons: 1
Coding region: 16-426 (136 amino acids)
Cellular component (GO): nucleosome
Molecular function (GO): DNA binding; protein heterodimerization activity; structural constituent of chromatin
Source: RefSeq, a predicted model, not a curated record